Molecule: messenger RNA, 1123 nt
Organism: Eutrema salsugineum
Lineage: Eukaryota; Viridiplantae; Streptophyta; Magnoliopsida; Brassicales; Brassicaceae
Product: ethylene-responsive transcription factor ERF107
Exons: 1
Coding region: 123-914 (263 amino acids)
Biological process (GO): regulation of DNA-templated transcription; ethylene-activated signaling pathway
Molecular function (GO): DNA-binding transcription factor activity; DNA binding
Source: RefSeq, a predicted model, not a curated record
CAAAUAACUUAGGAUGAUAGUGAAAUUAGUCACCAUCAAAGACAAAAUCAAGUUGGCAAACUUGAAAUUGAGUCCUAACAAAAAGAUAUUAACUUGUCUCCAUAAAUGGUUAAUGGAUAAGAAUGGGGGCCACAGAGUUAACCAGAGAGACAGAGAGAGACUUUCGACACCUUACACCCAUGGCUGCCAAACACAUGUUUAGGAUUCUUUUCUUUAUAUACCUAAAAAUGAUCAAAACUUUUCUUCAAAAUAUCACUAGCAGAUUUUUCUUCUUCCUGUCUUGUCUGCAAAAGAAAAGAAAAGAAAAAAAAUUAAAAAUGGCGACUUUUGAGGAAAGCUCUGAUUUGGAGGUUAUGCAGAAGCAUCUCUUUGAAGACUUGAUGAUCCCUGAUGAUUUCAUGGAAGAUUUUGUCUUUGAUGAUGCUGCUUUUGUCUCAGGACUCUGGUCUCUAGAACCUUUAAACCCAGUUCCUAAAAUGGAACCCAGUUCACCGGUUCUUGAUCCAGAUUCCUAUGUCCGACAAUUUCUGCAAACGGAAGCAGAAUCAUCAUCAACAACAACAUCUACUGAGUUUGAGACUGUCUCAGACCGGAAAAGACCAAAGAGGUUCGAAGAGACAAGACAUUACAGAGGCGUGAGAAGGCGGCCAUGGGGGAAAUUUGCAGCAGAGAUUCGAGAUCCGGCGAAGAAAGGAUCCAGGAUUUGGUUAGGCACUUUUGAGAGUGAUAUUGAUGCUGCAAGAGCCUAUGACUAUGCAGCUUUUAAGCUCAGGGGAAGAAAAGCUGUGCUCAACUUUCCUUUGGAUGCCGGAAAGUAUGAUGCUCCGGUCAACUCAUGCCGGAAGAGGAGGAGAAGUGAUGUACCGGAGCCUCAAGGAACAACUACGAGUAAUUCAUCAUCGUCAUCGAACUAAUGGGACUAGUAAUGCUUAUAUCUAUUUAGUAUAGGUAAAGUAUUCAAGUAUGUGAAGAAUGAUGUAUAGAGCCAAGAAAAUGUUAGAUUAGUAUAGUGAAAAAGUCUUGCAAAAUAUGUACUGAAGAGUUCCUGUAACAAUGGAACUUGUGUGUUUUGUCACGUCCUAAAGAGAUGGAAACAAAGUUCUGUCUAAGAAUGGUUUCAAAA